Molecule: messenger RNA, 2376 nt
Organism: Ustilago hordei
Lineage: Eukaryota; Fungi; Basidiomycota; Ustilaginomycetes; Ustilaginales; Ustilaginaceae
Exons: 1
Coding region: 1-2376 (791 amino acids)
Source: RefSeq, a predicted model, not a curated record
AUGUCGAGCCUUGGCUCAAAGGGCACAGGUAGAAGCACGCGCUCUAAAGCUACCCUUCCUAUGCAAUCAGACGAGAACCUUCUCGAGACCAGACGCGCGCUGGGCGACAUCAGCAACAUCCUCGUCGAUCGCAAGGCACCACCUCAGACAAGCGACUCGCCAAGGAUGCCCUUUGCUGAUCGAAACGCUCCUCUCGCAACGCAGAGCACCUUGUCGUCGAAAAAGUUCGAGAAGCAGUCUCGCAUACAGUCGUCCACAGCCUUAAAGCGCAAAGAGCAGCAUUCAAGACCUGAGCAAGCUGCUCGGCAGACGGCAUCUAAACCAGCUCGGCCUUCAAAGCCAGUCCACACGUCGUCCAGAACAACCAGCCGAGCCAAAAGAUAUCCGACCCAAGAUUUUGCUUACAUCGAAAUCCCCUCUCCUCCAAGCGGCAUUGUAUCGUCUCGCGCAGAUGCUCUCUCUGCUCAGAUCGAGGCUGCAGCUCAGCAUGCUGAAAAGCGCCUUUCAUCGCAAGAUGAGCUCACCCGUCUCUCUCCAAGACUCGACAGCGAUGAUCUCGAAUACUUUGAUGUCGACACCGUACCGCAGACUAAGCCUCUCGUUGUCGCAGCCACGACAAAGAAAGGCAGGCGCAAACAAGGCCCAAGCUCGAAGAGCCAAGACUCUGAUGUUGCUGGAACAGUCUCGCAUGGCUCCUCGGACAAAGAGAACGUGCCUCUGCCAGCAGCUAGGCGAGCAGCAGCAGUCGGCAACAUACAGUCUACACGCACUCGUACUCGAGUUCUGCGCGCGGUGGAGAACGAACAGCCGACGCAUUCGACACCCAUCUCGCAGAAGCGCAAAGCACUUUGCGAUCGUGACGAUCAAGAUGAUGUUCACGCGCAAAGCGCGGGGCCGAACCUUGACGACCUGUUUGCGGCUGAUUCCGACCGAUCCAGCGAAAUUCCUUCGCCCGGAGUGGGGCGUCGAGCUGCGCCGUUGAUAACAUCCGUUCAGCAGCUGCAUGACUACCAAGACCGAGGUGUGUCCAAAGUCGUGGAGUGGAAGGCCGCAGGACACCAUCGAGGUGAAAGUCGCGCUCGCAAAGAAGAUGACAGCGGCAAAGGAGAUGACAGCGGCAAAGGAGAUGACAGCGGCAAAGGAGAUGACAGCGACGAUAUCAGCAACGCCGAUUCUUGGCCUGACGAGCACAAAAGCGCUACCUUUGAUGCAGGUGCUCAGCAAUUUGAGAGGAGUGCUGAUGAUGAUGACGAGCUGUUUGGCUUCCUCACAGCGAUGCCCCACGCGAGGCAGCGCAGCACGCAGCUCCCCUUUGACGAGAAAAGCCAAGCAGGAUCAGAGCAGGAUGAUAGCGACCUUGACCUUGAGCUUCCAACCGAUCCUUUCAGCACGAGCGACGAUCGACGCUUGGCCGAGAAAGCUUUUGCACACAUGUCGUCUCCUCCGCCUCGUCAGGAUCGAUCGUCUUCGACGGCGCCCCUUGAUGACGCCGUGCCUCUCGGAAAGCACAAGCUCCAUGCAGCACCGCAGGAAGAAACCGAAACAGACACCGAGGGGGAAGCACAAGUCGCGGGGAGUCUCACUCGCUCUGAGGAACAGCAGAAAGUUGAUGAAGCCGACAAAUCGGAGCGUCGCGUAAUUCGAUCACGCACGAAGCCACACAGAAUAGCUGCUACCACUGCAGACACAGAUGAUGAGCACUCGCCCAUGUCGACUGCCCCUCCUUCCACCCGCAUGCGCAGCGAAAGGGCAGCCAAAGCGAAAAAGGCAACCUCUGGUAUUCCGUUAAAGAGGAACGAGAAGAAGGAGCAAGACAUUCUCAACAAGCUUGCAGCACAAGACUCUUGGUCGCCGGCCCCCUCGUCAGCUCCAUCGUCGCCGCGCACUACCAGGACGAGCAAGAAGGCAGCAGCUUCUCCUGCGGCAAAGAAACUCGGCAUGGACGACAUCCUCGGUCUGCUGCCUUCUCGUAAGCGCCACGUUAUCGAAAGCAAGUCUCCAGCUUCCGUCAACAAGCGGAAGGGCACGCACACAAGCAAGUCUGCCAAGUCUUUGACAAAGGCUUCAGCUUCUUCAAAAGCAAAGGCUGAUAGCAAGGGCAACGGUCGGAAGAGAAAGGGAUCAACUCUAGAAGACAGCGUCGUGAUUCAUGACGAUUCAGAUGAAGCACCCCGAAGCAGGACGGUCAAGAGAAACACCAAGGCAAAGUCGACUUCUAAGAAGAGGAAGAAGCGUGCCAUCUCUGAUGACGAGGAGAGAUGGAGAAAGGAUAUCGGCUCAUCUCCAAUCCACUCGGAUGAUUCGGAGCGCACCAAGAGGCUCAAGGAGUACCGCGCUGCUGAAAAGUACAACAUGGAGGUCGAAGUUGUGCUCUGA